Molecule: messenger RNA, 4049 nt
Organism: Gadus chalcogrammus (walleye pollock)
Lineage: Eukaryota; Metazoa; Chordata; Actinopteri; Gadiformes; Gadidae
Exons: 10
Coding region: 452-2338 (628 amino acids)
Biological process (GO): cytokine-mediated signaling pathway; immunoglobulin mediated immune response
Cellular component (GO): external side of plasma membrane
Molecular function (GO): protein binding; cytokine receptor activity
Source: RefSeq, a predicted model, not a curated record
AGCUUAGCCUUGAGAGUUCUACCUGUCUUCAAGAUGUGGAGGCUUUCUUAUGGACUCGGAGGACCGGAAGACUUGGAGAAAACCGGUGGGACGUAAUCCUCGGUUUCCUCGCUUGGUCUGUGGUGCUGCCCUCUGUGGAUAAAGUAUCUAUUGCAGCCUUCAGUAAGGCUCCCCUUGUGGCUAUGUAUGGUAUUUACGGCUAAUAUGUUUGGUCUUCAUUGAGUCUAUGUGUGGGUAGCUUAGAUUCUUAAAAUACGUAACAUCAUAUAGCCUAUUGUUAGUGUUGGUCCAUUGCUGAGGUUUCAACAGAGUGUGAGUAAGGAGGCCUAUUUCCCCUUUCCAAAGAAAUAGGUGGGGCACUUCAAGAAAGCAUAACCACAUUCAGAGCGAAGCACGUAGUGCACUGUGGAGCGGAUUCCACUGUGAACCAAGAUCCCAAUGAACAGCAGUAAUGUUGUUACACAUUUCGUCCUUUGGAUUCAGGCUCUACCUGGGGCUCUUCCUUCUAAACAGCAUUUCUGUGGUCACACAUGGCACAGCGCUAAAUCUUCGCUGCACCAACGACUUCGAUCUGCUGAUGUUCUGUCAGUUCCUUCCUCCGUCCAACGCGAGAAACUGUAGCGAAUAUUACCUCAACACCACGGUGGAGGGGUCCCAGAGAUACACUGAGCGUGAUUGCAAUUUAACACGUGACUCCGAUCCGACAUGGACAUGCAGUUGUUCGAUGAACAUGGAGGGUUUGUUUCUUUUGUCAGACAUUCACAACACAACGCUGUGGAAAGCUGGGGAUCUAGUGGAGUCCAAAAACAUUAGCGUGUUCAAAAACAGAAAACCCAAAGCCCCUAAAGUCACUUCAGUGAGAAGAGAAAAUGGGGAUUAUCGGGUUGAGUGGGACACAAACUAUAAAGAACCCAUCUAUAAUAUGACGGCCGUGGUGACCUACCGCAGACCAGGAGAGGAAGGCACGGAAGUCAACGUUUCGUCUGGGACACUGUAUUGCAUUUUGGAGUUCCUGCAGCCGAGCACGGAUUACGUGGUCAACGUGAGGAGUGUCUUGUCGUUCGACAGUGAAAGUAGUGAUGACUUCCCAUUCACCACCCCCGUUUCUUCCGACACUAUUUUGGUGGUGAUCAUCCUGAGCCUGAGUGUUGCUGCUGUGAUCAUCACCAGUUUCCUGCUACAUCUCAUCACACGGUUAAAAACGAAGUUGUGGUAUAACGUUGGCAAAUACAAGAACUCCACCCUUCUAGAUAUGGUACCAGUAGAGCCCAAGGUACUAAUGCCUCAGAAUCCUGCCCUGUGCUCUGUCUAUGUUGACUCCCCUAAAGAGGUCAAAGAUGACACAAUCACAUGCAGCCCCUGGGUAUACUCCCAUCAAAGCUCUAGAGCUGACUGCGUGUCCUCCUCUCUGGGGAACUCUCAGAAGGUCUCUGCGGACAUCGUCUCCAGCAUGGAGGACGCCAUGCGUAAGGCCCUCCCCGAGGUCUCCCUGCCUUCCACCACGGCUCCCUGGCUCUUCAUGGGCCACAGCAACCUGGGCUACAAUCCAGUCCCUGGGACCUCAACCCUGGGCUUCUUUGAAAUCUUAAACUAUUCCAUGGCUCCUCCUUUUAGGACCCAGGGGUUGAACGGUGCCCUGCCUGCAGUGCUUAGUGAGUCCUUGCUCAAUCCCAGCAUGUUGAGGGAUGCAUCGUACGACCCCAGUCCAGAUUUCCAGGUGCCUAUUUUCCAGCUGACUAGACAGAGGCAGCCUUUAGUAAUUAGACAGGAUUCAUCCUACAUGAAAAGAGAUCAUUCGAUGAGCUCAUUCCCAACAGAUGGUCUGCAGGUAGACCUUGAGUACAGCCCUUCUCGAAGCGAGGCCACUUCUACCUCCAUCUUGUGUGGCGUUGGCUCCUCCUUGUCUAGUGUUUGUUCAACAGGAGCACUUCGGCGCGAGACCUUGAACGCGUCGCACCUAGGCCGAGCAGCUAGCCUGAUGGAACAUGUUUACGGCCAAGAGGAACCGUCUGUGAAAGUCUGUGGUUCAAAUCUGUGUGAAGAGCCUCGCCCUGCCCCUGCUUGCAGCCUGGUUCCCGGGGACGAUGACUACCAAGCCUUCCAAAGUGUAGUGAGGGGACAUGGGGAGCUCAUUCCAGAGGCGAGCGAAGGUAGGCCCAGUAAUUGGCCUGACAAACUUUCUGAGACUUUCUUCACUGCAAUGCCAAGCAUGGUGAAUCCCUUAGCCACCUCUAACCAAGGAGCCAAGGGUUUUCUAGAAUCUCAAGCCAACAAGGUUUCUGUUCUGCUGGCGGAUGAGCACAAGCUAGUCAUUAUUGGUGAUUAUCAUAGUGUUUGAUGGUCUGGAAACAAUGAAUUCGGGGAAAUCUUGUACUACAGUCAUGUCGAGUCUCCUCGGGAGUCAUGAUGGGUAAUGGCGUGCCACGAAGGUCUGUGUAUCAUGCAUGUUAAUAUUUCAUUAGCAGACUGGAGACCUUUGUCACGCCUUAGCUGAUCUAUGAAUUUUAUCCUUUGACCCACGCGAGAAGCUCGACCCUGCCUUGAUUCCGAGAGGACAAGGUGAUGAGCAGCAAUGUCACUGUGAAUAGCACAAUGUCCUGAAGUACAAAGCUUAAACCAAUUGGAAGCUACAUUUAGGUUUUAGGUUAACAUUGCUAAAUGGAAAGCUAGGGUAUUCUGUUACUGAUAUUAAGGUCAUCUUUUACAGAUGGUUACGUUAAGGUAUUAGGUUGGAGAUGGUUUAGUUUAGGUAUUAUAUUUUAUUUUGGAAAGUGCAAAACUUAAACUCUAACGCUGAACGUUCUCUAACUUUGUAUCAGACACUGUCAUGCAUGUGUCAUUCACAUAUUUUGUUAUUAAAGUCAUGAAGAAAACUGCACAGACUGUACACACCAGUUAUUCUUCAUGUUUAUUUUGUAGCUUAAACAUUUCAAUUAUGGUGUAGGACUUAACUAUUUAAUAAUUUAGGAGACACCUUCUCAAAGCCAUUUAGUGUCCUAGAGAUACCUGUCCUCCAGGAGAAGGUAGGGCUGAGGCAUAUUGCAACAACUUCCUGAUCCCUGUUCCUUGGAAAUCCAUGUAAGCUCCCACAUCAUGAGUCAUCACAGGUCAGUGGAAAAAAACCGUAAAAGCUCCGAUUCUUCAACGAAAAAAAGAGAAUGUUCAGAAAUGUAAACGUAGACCUAGCUCGUGUUAAAUGUAGCACAUUCAAAUUACAAACCAUAUAAAUAUUUAUUGUAAUAAAAAAUUAUGUUAAAGCCGCCAUUGAGGAUGAUUUGGAUGUUGUAUUCAACACCGUCAAACGAUAAGUCACCCACGGUAUUAACAUCUCAGAACGGUUUUUCAUGCAUGAGUUGUAUACGGGAGCCAUCUCACUCUGUGGCUAUGCUGCAUCUGGCCUCUACCUAAGAUGAAUGCAUGUAUGUCAUCAUUUAAAACGAUUACUAUACAAAGUGCCAUGUCAUGGCUGAGACAGUCAAAACAUCAAUAAAUAUAAUGCAUGAAUAUGUAAAUUGUGCAAAACAACCUCAGAUGAUCAACCCUGAUUAUUUAAUACAAGAAAUUUACAACAAACUGGUGAUGAUAGGAUUCAGCCGGACCUUGAGGGGCGGAGGAGAACAGAACACUUUGAAGGUUUGCCCAAGUAUGGAAGUUGAGUAUUAACGAGAACGAUGGCUUGUGGUCCGUCCCGAUGCGGGCACUGACUAUGUAGGCUACACCAUGCUCUCGGAAGAAGAAUCGGAUCAAGGCGAAAUCUUGGCUCCCUCCCUUGUUUACCUUUUCAGAGACCAGAGGACAUGAGGUUUUUCAUGCAGGACUUCGGCUCCAACUUUUUACCAACUUGAGACUAGUCUGCCGAUCAAACAAAUUAACACAAAAAAAAACAAAAAAAAACUUAAUGAAUUAAUGAUUGUACUUGUUCAAGAACAAUUGACUUAAUUAUUCUUGUAAUCAAACUAGUAUUACUUUUCAUACCAUGACAAGUUCCUGCAGACUUCUUCUUAAUGUCACAUAAAUGUUGCUAAGGUGUCAAGACAGCUGAUUGUAUA